AUGAGUCAUAGAGUACAACUUCUUUUGGGAGCAUACCAUAUGACAUUUCCUUUGAAAAGUGUUGACAAAACGAUUGAGAUGAAAUCUGUUCCAUACGUAUGUUAUGGUAAUUGUUUGUACAUUGAGUCAAAAAUAGCUAAUGUCACAGGUAUUUCAGGAGUUAAUAGUAAAGGUUCAGUAGAAUAUAAAUCCUUCUGUUAUGCAGUCAAUUCAAUGUUCAUUCCAAACGUUCCUGUCAUAGCAACUCAUUUAGGUAAAUGGGUUCGCAUUAGUCCUCAUAAUUUGAAAGACAUGCAAUUCAGACUUGUUGACUUUCAAGGAGAGCCUGUAGAACUGAAGGCACCAGUGCGAAUGACUGUUGAAGUUGACUUUUUAGAAAAUAUUAAAUGCAACAGCUUACAAGAGAACUCAGAGCUAAAAAUAUAA
Messenger RNA from Trichomonas vaginalis G3, 426 nucleotides. RefSeq lists its product as uncharacterized. The record is from RefSeq and is a predicted model, not a curated record. NCBI's taxonomy places the organism in Eukaryota, Parabasalia, Trichomonadida, Trichomonadidae. The transcript has a single exon. Bases 1 to 426 code for a protein of 141 amino acids.